GGGACCGAAUAUUAAUGGACCAAGUUGAUCCAAGGAUUGACGGUCCAAAGUCCAAACUCCAAAACGGGCCAACAAUUGGUCGGCCCAGUCUAAUUUCAUUGACGAUCCACUCAGAUCAGAUGCAGCAGAAAUGUUACCGUAGAACCGACGUAGAGACACCGGAGUCGAGACUCGAGUGCGAGAGAGAGGGAGAGAAGAUGUUUGUACGGAUGGUAGCGAGGCCGUUGAUGGUCAAGGUGAAGGAGACGACGGGGAUCGUGGGGCUAGAAGUGGUGCCGAACGCGAGGGAAGUACUGAUAAGUCUGUACGGGAAAACCCUAAAGGAGAUCCAGACGGUGCCGGAGGACGAAGGGUACCGGAAGGCCGUCGAGAGCUUCACGCGCCACCGCCUCAAGGUCUGCCAGGAGGAACAGGAUUGGGAGACGAUCGAGAAGCGCCUUGGUUGCGGCCAGGUUGAAGAGCUCAUCGAAGAGGCUCAGGACGAGCUCCAGCUCAUCGCCAAGAUGAUCGAGUGGGAUCCAUGGGGUGUGCCCGAUGACUACGAAUGUGAAGUAAUCGAGGAUGAUGCACCAGUUCCAAAACAUAUUCCCCUGCACCGACCUGGUCCUCUCCCUGAGGAAUUCUACAAGACAUUGGAGUCUGUUACUACCGGCAUGUUGCAGGAUAUGAUUGCACUCUCAAAAAAGGAUGGACCUGCAAUAACCUCUGGGGGGUUGCUACCAAAGGUGUAAUAGGAUGCUUGUCACUCGUUCCAGAUAUUUAGAAGGAAGUUGUAUCCUUGCUACCCUUUGGUUUUCUUAGUUCUUGUUCCUAAAAUAUGUAUGGGUUUGUUUGUUCUAAAAAGAUUUGUUUGCUGUUAGGAUCACAGCUUGAACCAUUGGUUAAUAUAAUAAUCUUCGCUUGAGCAGGUGUUGGGGAGAA
Messenger RNA from Rhododendron vialii, 921 nucleotides. RefSeq names its product probable NADH dehydrogenase [ubiquinone] 1 alpha subcomplex subunit 5, mitochondrial. Bases 15 to 731 code for a protein of 238 amino acids. Lineage: Eukaryota; Viridiplantae; Streptophyta; Magnoliopsida; Ericales; Ericaceae. Gene Ontology annotation, biological process: respiratory electron transport chain. The record is from RefSeq and is a predicted model, not a curated record. The transcript is spliced from 2 exons.